This is a messenger RNA of Argiope bruennichi, 1342 nucleotides long. Its product is annotated as mitochondrial carnitine/acylcarnitine carrier protein-like. Gene Ontology annotation, cellular component: mitochondrial envelope. The record is from RefSeq and is a predicted model, not a curated record. The transcript has 9 exons. Gene Ontology annotation, biological process: mitochondrial transport; carnitine transmembrane transport. Gene Ontology annotation, molecular function: O-acyl-L-carnitine transmembrane transporter activity. Lineage: Eukaryota; Metazoa; Arthropoda; Arachnida; Araneae; Araneidae. The coding region runs from base 148 to 1059 and encodes 303 amino acids.
UUCUGAGUGGCAGGUCUACGUCAUCAACAAAUGAAAGAUAACAUGUGAGAGUGAAUGAUUAAUCUUUUUCAUCUUAGGAGGAAAAUUAGAUCCUGCUCAACGUUCAUUUUUCCAUUUCAUUUUCGCGAAACCUUUUAACUAAACAAAAUGUCGGAAAAGCAAAGAACUAGUCCUAUUAAAAACUUUUUAGCUGGAGGAGUUGGUGGUAUUUGUUGUGUUGCAGCUGGACACCCAUUAGAUACAAUUAAAGUUCGUUUACAAACUAUGCCAAAGCCUGCUCCUGGUGCGCUCCCAUUAUACACGGGUACUUUUGACUGUGCUAAAAAGACAGUGAUGAAAGAGGGUUUUUUUGGCCUCUAUAAAGGCAUGGCUGCUCCUAUAACUGGAGUGACACCCAUGUUUGCUGUAUGUUUCUUUGGUUUUGGAGUGGGAAAAAGACUUCAGCAAAAACAUCCUGAAGAACAACUGACAUUGAUACAACUUUUCAAUGCCGGAAUGUUAUCGGGUGUGUUUACAACAGCAAUUAUGACUCCUGGAGAACGAAUAAAGUGUCUUUUACAAGUUCAGCAGGCUACUGGUUCUGCUGCUGAGGCUAAAUAUGCUGGACCUGUAGAUUGUGUUAAGAAACUGUAUAAAGAGGGAGGAAUUCGAAGUAUUUAUAAAGGGACAGCUGCAACUCUUUUAAGAGAUGUGCCUGCUAGUGGGAUGUAUUUUAUGUCUUAUGAGUGGCUACAGAAUGUCUUAACUCCAGCAGGUCAAAGCCGAAACGAUCUUAGUGUAUGGAGAACACUUUUUGCUGGAGGAAUUGCUGGUAUAUGUAAUUGGUCUGUUGCUAUUCCUGCAGAUGUAUUGAAGUCACGCUUACAAACUGCUCCUGAAGGCACUUAUCCAAAUGGAAUACGUGAUGUAUUUAAGCACACCAUGAAAGAGGAAGGAAUUCGAGCCUUAUACAAGGGUGCUACUCCUGUAAUGUUGAGAGCUUUCCCGGCCAAUGCAGCUUGUUUUAUGGGAUAUGAACUUGCUAUGAAAUUCCUAAAUUGGAUUGCUCCAAACCUUUGAUGUUUGCAAUAUUUCAUCCCUAGAAUUCCAAUGCCUUAGGAAAUAUAGAUUUGCAUUAUUUAAAUAUUUCUAUUCAAUUUUAGUGCCUUGUAACUUGAUAAAGUUGCCAAUUGCAUUAUAUAUAUAUACAAACCAUAACUUUAUACCUUUUCAGCACAUGGAAUUUUAGUAAUGCAUAUUGUAUAUGCAAUUUUGUAAUUGCAAUGGGUUUUAAUCUGAGAAAAUAUUCCUAUCAAGAUAUUGUUUUGUUUAUCUUGUAUUUAUAAUAUAUAUUUAUUGAGAA